Molecule: messenger RNA, 921 nt
Organism: Microcebus murinus (gray mouse lemur)
Lineage: Eukaryota; Metazoa; Chordata; Mammalia; Primates; Cheirogaleidae
Gene: TAS2R42
Product: taste 2 receptor member 42
Biological process (GO): G protein-coupled receptor signaling pathway; sensory perception of taste
Cellular component (GO): membrane
Molecular function (GO): G protein-coupled receptor activity; bitter taste receptor activity
Source: RefSeq, a predicted model, not a curated record
AUGUUCACCAGAUUGGAUAAAAUAUUCAUGAUCCUGGCAAUAGCAGAUUUCUUAAUCUGAAUGCUGGGGCAUAUGUCCAUUGCAGUGGUCAACUGCUCGGAGUGGGUCAAGACCAAUGUGUCCUCAGUUGACUUCAUCCUCACCUGCUUGGCCAUCUUCUGACUCAGUCAUCUGUUGGUGCCACUGUUUGAGACAGUACUAGAUUCACAUUUACAUACCACUUAAACACUAGCAAAACCUACUAGUGUGCUUUGGGGAAUAAUUAAUCACUUCACUACUUGGCUUGCCACUUGGUUUAGUUUCUACUUCUUUAAGAGAACCCACUUCUCCCAUACCCUUUUCCUCUGGCUGAGGCGGGGAAUGAAGAGAGUGCUUGUUGUGCUGCUUAUGUUUUCUUUGUUCCAAAUGAUUUUCAGUUUCCUAUUGCUAGAAAUGUUUGCUGAUUCUUGGUUGAAUACUCCGUGAUAGAUAAAAGUAAUUCUGACUUUAUAUUUAGAUGAAAAUCAAACUGUCUAUGUUAACACUCUGGCUCUUCUUACCUUGACCCACUUUAUGUCCCUGGUUCUGUCCCUGACCUCACUUGUCUUAUUUCUGUCCUUGGUGAGACACAUUAGAAAUUAGGAGCUCAGCUCCCUGGACUCUGGAGACUCCAACACAGAGGCCCACAAGAGGCCCAUGACAAUGGUGAUGUCUUUGUUCUUCCUCUUCAUAGUUUAUUUUUUCCCCACACAAGUGGUAAGUUGGAUAUUUUCUAUGUUUUGGAACAAUAAGUAUGUAAAGUUCAUCAUGUUAGCAUUGAAUGUCUUUUCCUCAAGCCCUUCAUUUAUUCUGAUUCUGGGAAGGAAGCUGGGACAGACAGCCCUCAGGGAACUGUGGCAUCUUAAGAGCCACCUGAAAAGAUCCAAUCUUUUAGCUUUCUAG